Molecule: messenger RNA, 2427 nt
Organism: Colletotrichum navitas
Lineage: Eukaryota; Fungi; Ascomycota; Sordariomycetes; Glomerellales; Glomerellaceae
Product: AMP-binding enzyme
Exons: 4
Coding region: 337-2004 (555 amino acids)
Biological process (GO): secondary metabolic process
Molecular function (GO): CoA-ligase activity
Source: RefSeq, a predicted model, not a curated record
GAAAAGCUAGCGAAACCCACCAAAACUUGAAUCCUUUCCAACUCCUUUCAUCUCGAACUAUUCGUCUUCUUAGCCGUCACUCAUUCCGCGUGCAUUAAUCUCCCCAGGAACCGGUCAGCCACCUCCAGCCCCGUCUGCUCGCUACAGUGAUAGUCCGGCUUGCCCUUCUGCGAUCAAACGUGUUCUCUCCCUGUCGGACACAGUCGGGAUUGCGAUUGAAGCAGUCCCGUUUUCGGCCUAUACCCCAGAGUCCAGCUGGCGAAUAGGAUCGUGUAAAGACAUUCGCCUACCCAUUGACGCUUGCACCUAGCUUCAUCAUCAUCAACAACACCCAGCAUGGCCACGAUUGUUGAGAAGCGGGAUGGCCAGACCAUCUACCGGUCUCCCGAUACCAUCGACAUCCCCAACGUUGACCUGCUUACGUUCCUCUUCGACUUACCCAACGAGAGACUUCGUGAUGACACAAUCCUCCACGUCGACGCGGCUGACCCGUCUCGGUCCAUCACAAAGUCACGUCUCGUGAAGGCCGUGAAACAGCUAGCCCACACCCUGCGGCACCGCUACAACAUCCGCAACGGCGACGUCGUCCAAGUCAUCUUCACCGGCCAUUACAUGGCCCCGGUCGUCUUCUACGGCAUCAUGGCUGCGGGGGGCUCCGUCGCCUCUUCCUCCCCGUCGUCUUCCCCGUCUGAAGUUGCCCGGCAGAUUAACCUGACGGAGAGCAAGAUGGUGAUCUGCAGCCCCGACAUCAAAGCCCUCGCCGUCACUGGGGGCACGUCAGCCGGUUUGCCAGACGACUGCAUCCUCUACAUUGGCGACAGCCAAGAGUUCCAGCUGUUCGAGGCAAAGUCCGACAAGCAGCUAUCCCUGUCGGGGGAGGAGCUCGACUGGGAACGCGUCACGGACCGGACGAACCUGGAGAACACCGUCGGGUGCUUCAUCUACAGCAGCGGCACCACAGGCAUGCCCAAGGCGGUCAAGAUUUCCCACGCCAACAUGAUCGCACAAGCCUUGUGCAUCACCACGCCGACGAUAAAGUACUAUCACAAGGACGGGCCGGGGAUGAAGUUCAUCACGCUCGGCCACCUGCCCGCGGCCCACAUCUCCGGCCUCCAGGCCUACAUCGUCAACCAGACGUAUAUGGGAGGGGUGGUCUACUGGAUGAAGAAGUUCAACUUUGUCGACUUCAUCGAGAACAUCAAGAAGUACAAGGUCAACUACAUGUUUAGCGUGCCGCCCAUCUACCUCAUGAUCGCAAAAUCCCCGCUCGUCAAGGACCACCUCGACAGCGUCGACUUCGCGCUGACGGGGGGCGCCGCGCUAGGCAGGGAGACCCAGGUGGAGGCGCAGAAGAAGAUGGGCCGGGGCAAGGCGCUCCUCGCCCAGACAUGGGGCCUCAGCGAGACGACGGCCGGGUUCACGCUCCUGCCCCGCCACCUCACGGACGACACCGGCAGCGUCUCGAUGAUCGUGGCCAACUGCGAGGCCCGGCUGGUCGACGACGAGGGCAGAGACGUCGAGGUCGGGCAGCCCGGCGAGAUGUUGUGUCGCGGCCCGAUCAUCACGAAAGGGUAUUACAAGAACGACAAGGCAAAUCAGGAGGCUUUUGUGGACGGCUGGUUCUGCACCGGCGACAGACUACUUUUCAAGGACGGCAAGUUCUACUUUGUGGACCGCAAAAAGGAGCUCAUAAAGUACAAGGGCAUCCAAGUGGCCCCGGCCGAGCUCGAGGCUCUGCUGGUCACGCAUCCCAAGAUUCAGGAUGCUGCAGUCAUCGGCGUGGACGGCGAAGGCACCGAGCUUCCAAGGGCAUACGUCGUUGCCGACAAGACGCAGAUUUCUGCCGAGGAGAUCCAAAAGUGGGUGGCCGAUCAGGUUGCGAGCUACAAGAAGCUGCGUGGAGGCGUCGUCUUCAUCGAUGCCAUUCCCAAAAGCCCGUCCGGCAAGAUUCUCCGUAAAGACCUUAGAGCAUUGGUGAAGCGUGAGGCCGGUGCAAAGCUUUGAGGCAACGAAACUGGUGGGUGUGUGUCACCAUUAGAUACGUCUUCGUCGCCUGGCCAGGACACACCGAAGCAUCUAUCCAGUUCAAAGACGUGGAAACCCGGGCCUCACUGUUCGAUACUACCAGCAAUGCACGGGAUAAUUGCAUUCAGUAAUUGACCGGGCGGUGAAUCACCGCAUCUUUUAUUUCACUUCGUGGCUGAACCAAGGUAGCAAGAAAUCCAGGCUCGAGUCAAUGGGCUCUCUAUGAGCGGCAUUGGUGACAUGAUGCGGGCGUUCAGGUUUCCGGGACUGCCGUCCAAUGAAUGAUUGGUUGACUAUAAAGUUAAAGUAACGAGGGCCAGCGGUUCAGUCCGUAUCUAUGAUCAACCACAACGUUAUAUCAAGCCCCGGCGUGAACUCAAUACAUACUGACUUUGGCCCACG